AUGCAGUCGUCACCGAUGUUGAGGUCCUUUAGUUCGGAGUCAGAGCACAAGAGGGACUGGAAACAGCGGUUGAGUUUGAGAGACAAUCGAAGAAGAGAUCCGGACUCGUCGACGAGCCGGAAGGGGUGCACGAGGAAAUGGGCGAGCCUGAAAACGGCGCCGAGGGCGCCCGGCGGCGAUUUGCUCGACGCCGGCACGAGCCGCUCGCCGUCGUCGCCGUCGUCGACGGCCAACACCAGCCCCCUGCCGGCCACCGGCACCGACGGCGUCAGAAAGAGCAACUGGCAGGUCAUAGAGCACUUCGGGUCGAAGGAAAAGGGCAGUUUAUCUUCCAGUUUGAUCGCUGUUGGCACGAUUCCAAGGUCGCCUCCGGCGCGAGAGAACGGCUCCAUCCUGAACUCGAGUCCCGACCUGGAGGGACGCGAGGUCGAGGCCGAAUUGCUGAUGUCGCCCGAUCAGGUCCGGCAGCAGAACGGGCUCUUCGCUAAAAUCGGAAGACUUAUGGGGAAAAUAUGCAGCACUCAUCAGUUUAAAAACGAACAGGUGGAAAUGCUCUACCAAAGAUAUUUCCUGAAAAUGAACCAGAGCAACAUGACCAAUUUGAUAACCUUGCUUCUGGUAUUGUGCGUCUGCCUCUUGGUGAUCUCGCUGACGGAUUUCGUGAUGCCUCGUAAACUCCCAGAGGAUGGGCCCCUGCCAGAUUCCAUAAGAUACGAUAAAUUGCUAGUACUCGUUUGCACAUCAGGCUGUUGCAUAGCCAUAUACGCCGUUCUACUUAACAUUGUGUCAAGACCUGCGAUGAACGAAGUUUAUCUUAUCAUCAUAUCCUAUUUCAUACUAGUCACUUUCGUUACAAUGGAGAUAUGUAUAUCGUUUUAUUUCGAAGCUAGUCGUCCUCUUUUGGGAGCCGUUUUCGCAUUGGCGUUCACCUAUCUGACGUAUUCCCUCAUGCCUAACAGGCUCAAAGACGCUCUCCUAUCGGGCGCGAUUCUGGCUUUAGCCGAGAUAUUUCUUUUGGUGUACGUCGGGAAAAUGACCGGAUUCUUCGAAGUGUUUAGCUGUUUCGUUAUCCUGCUAUGCGGAAACAUUGCCGGCGUUUGCACCCAUUAUCCCCGAGAAGUCGCCCAAAGGAAGGCUUUUUUGGAGACCAGGCAAUGCAUCGAAGCCAGAUUGAAAAUACAAAGGGAAAAUCAACAACAAGAACGUUUGCUGCUGUCUGUUUUGCCGCGUCAUGUCGCGAUGGAAAUGAAAGCAGAUAUUGCCGGCCAACCGAAGCAGGAGCAGUUUCACAAAAUUUACAUACAAAAACACGAGAAUGUGAGUAUUCUCUUCGCCGACAUAUGCGGAUUCACGACUCUGUCUGAUCAGUGCACAGCCGAGGAACUCGUCCGAAUACUAAAUGAGCUGUUUGCGCGAUUCGAUCGGUUGGCUGCCGAGCAUCAUUGCCUCAGGAUAAAACUACUGGGAGAUUGUUAUUAUUGCGUUUCCGGUUUACCAGAAGCUAGACCAGAUCAUGCCCAUUGCACCGUCGAAAUGGGACUGGACAUGAUUGAUGCAAUAGCAUUAGUGAGAGGAGUAAUGAACGUCAACGUUAACAUGAGAGUGGGAAUACAUACAGGGCGAGUACAUUGCGGUGUCUUGGGACUUCGAAAAUGGCAAUUCGACGUCUGGUCUAAUGACGUUACGCUGGCCAAUUAUAUGGAAAGCGGAGGAAUACCGGGACGAGUUCACAUCACCAAAGAAACUUUGAAGUGUCUAGGAAACGACUACGUCGUAGAGCCGGGUAACGGGGGAGAAAGAAACUCGUAUCUGAAGGAUCACAAUAUAAAUACGUAUUUAAUUGUAGCGCCGUCGUACAGAGGGGAUACGACGAUCCCUUAUCAGAGCCACCCAAUGAACGGCAACAUAGCAAAGGAGAUGAGGAUAAUGGGUCACGGAUCCCAACAUGGACAUUCUUCAAAGCUUGGUUUCGGGGAGCCCGUGGAAAGAGAGAAGAAUCCCGAAGAUGAAGUUAACGAGUACCUGAUGAAGGCAAUCGAUGCCAGAAGUAUCGAUAGAUUAAGGACAGAGCACUGUCGAACGUUGUUACUUAAUUUUAGAGAUCCUACCAAAGAGGCUAAGUUUAUGUUAGAAAAGGAUAGAAUGCUCACUAUGUAUUUUUUUUGUUCUACGAUGUGUUUUAUCACAAUUAUUUUAGUUCAAUUAGCGGUGUUUAGAAGGAAUAAUACCGCCUUGAUGUGUUCAGUUCCUAUUUUAUUCUUGUUAGUUUUCAUCCCAAUAUUGGUUUAUAUGAACAGUAUUAAACAAAGGAGAGGUUUUUCGAGUUUGUUUUUGGUAUCGAGAACCAUUCACAAGAACAGGAACAUCGCUCAAAUAUUUUGUUUCAUAAUGGCGGCGUCCAUUUACGCCUUAGUUAUGUUUCAAACGUUCUCACUCUCAUUCGAAAUUCAAUGUUUAAAUUCUACUUUCGAAGAAUUCAAUUGUACAAACGAUCUAUUAAAUUAUACGAACGAAAACAAAGGCUGUAAACAUUAUUACUUAGUCGAUUAUUUAUUAUUGCUGGUGAUGGUUUCCAUGAUAGCGUGCGCCGUCUAUCAAAUUCUAAUCUCCUUAUUGAAAACGGUCAUCCUACUAGGCGGGAUGACAGGUUUUCUCCUGGCCUACGUAAUUUACAACAAAGGCGUGCAGUCAAUUACUUGUCUCUACAGAUCCAGCGAAGUAUCUUUUACGUACCAAUACAUGAAUGUCAUAGUAUUAGCGGCAUUCGUGAUAGCUCUAAUUUUGCACGGGCAACAAACCGAAGCGACAUACCGAUUAGAUUUCGUGUGGAAACUCCAAGCUACAGAGGAGAAAGAGGACAUGGAACACUUGGAAGCGUACAACAGAAAGCUAUUGGCAAAUAUACUCCCCGUUCACGUAGCAGAGCAUUUUCUCAACAGCGAGAAAAAUAACGAUGAACUCUACCACGAGCAGUGCGACUUUGUGUGCAUAAUGUUCGCAUCGAUACCGAAUUUCUCGGAGUUCUACGUGGAAUUGGAGGCGAACAACGAGGGCGUCGAGUGCCUGAGGCUGCUCAACGAAAUCAUCGCCGAUUUCGAUGAAUUACUCUCCGAAGAUCAGUUCAAGUACAUCGAAAAAAUCAAAAGCACCGGCGCUACCUACAUGGCAGCCUCAGGUUUAACGCAGAACACGUGCGAUAUGACGGAUUACAAGCACGUGAGCGCCAUGGCGGAUUACGCGCUAAGGCUGAGAGAUCUCCUCGAAGAAGUCAACCAGCACUCGUUCAAUCACUUCCGGAUCAGGAUAGGCAUCAACGUGGGGCCAGUGGUGGCGGGCGUAAUCGGCGCCAGGAAGCCCCAGUACGACAUAUGGGGCAACGCGGUCAACGUGGCCAGCAGGAUGGACAGCACCGGUAUUCAGGAUAAGAUCCAAAUAACAAGGGAAGUGAACCAGAUCCUCCAAGCAAAGGGUUACCCGACCAGAUGCAGGGGCACCAUAAAAGUCAAAGGUAAAGGAACCAUGGAGACGUUCUUCCUGGAAGGGCCGGCGAAAUCUCGCCCCAACAUCACGGUGAAUCCGUUGGCCACGUUCGGUUCGGAGGACAGGCCCGAUAAGCCCGCGACCAGUACUUUAGGCACGAUAUCCGAGAAGAACUGA
Messenger RNA from Phyllotreta striolata, 3657 nucleotides. Lineage: Eukaryota; Metazoa; Arthropoda; Insecta; Coleoptera; Chrysomelidae. The record is from the annotation of a GenBank genome assembly.